Messenger RNA from Plasmodium vivax (malaria parasite P. vivax), 4602 nucleotides. RefSeq lists its product as hypothetical. The record is from RefSeq and is a predicted model, not a curated record. The transcript has a single exon. Bases 1 to 4602 code for a protein of 1533 amino acids. NCBI's taxonomy places the organism in Eukaryota, Apicomplexa, Aconoidasida, Haemosporida, Plasmodiidae.
AUGAUAAAAAAAGUAGCGGAAAGCCUGUGCGGUGAUUGCUGCACGCUGAUCAACGCCAGGGGGAAUAAAAGGUGGACACAACACCUGGUCCGAAACAAAAGCAUGCUCCGUUUGACAAAAAUAAACUACUCCUUCGUUCAGAAGAAUAAAAAUGUGAACAAAAAUAUUUACAAUAUGAACUGCAUCGAAUUGUACAGAUACAGCUGCUUACUGUCGAGGGAGAAUAUUACCAAUGUGACCAUUUACAAACAGAUUAACAAGAGAGUAGAAAUGAUUUAUAAAUUUUUAACCCCACCCAAGAUUGUCCUGUUAAUCAAGUUGUAUAUACAAAACGCCCACCUAAAUAACUACCAAAGCACCUUUCACUGCCUUAUCGAAGUAGCAAUAACAAAACUGAGCGAAUUUCAUCUGGAGGAAAUUGUAAAACUGUACAACAUAAUUAGCAAGGUGGAAAAUAACCAAAACGUGGUCUAUUUAUUUAAAUAUGUCAAUAACCAUUUAAUUAAUAAUUACACAUUCAUCGAUGUGAAGUCCUUUUCUAUCAUCCUAAAUGCGCAUGCAAAAUUGAAAAUUAAAGAUAUGAAAUUGAUUAAUAAAUUCCUGCCCAUCAUACUUCAAAACGGCUUGCAGAUCGAUAUUGUGAAUUAUUCCCUCCUUUUUAACGCCUUCUACAAACUAAAAUUGGUGGGAAAUGACCACGUCAACGCUGUAGUGCGGCAGUUCUUGGGCGAAGUUGAUGUGUGGAGGUUAAGGGAGCAUUGUCCCGCUCAGCAGAAAAACCACCACGAUGGAGAAAAUCCCCUCACAGAUGACACAAAUGGAGGUGACAAAACUGGUGGUCCAAAAAACCAACUGGCCGACUACGCCCCCCACCACAUAUGCAACAUUCUGCUGUACUUCACCAUUCAGAACAUCAACCAAAUUGUGAGUUCAAAUGGGAAGAAGGAAGAGAAGGGUGAAUCAAACCUCAGCGAUAAUGUGUACAUAUCCUUCCUUCUAAACCUAAUAAUUAAAAAAAAAAACCUUCUAAAAUGUGAAGAAAUUUUAAUGCUCUGUCAGAUCUUCAAAAUGAUGAAAAUUAAAAAUGACAUUCUGGUUAGCCACAUAGAAAAGGAGCUACUGACUCAUUUUGGCCAUGCUAGAGAGCAGAGAGUUACCCACAACUCUGCGAACAAGGCGAACCAGGCGAACAAGACGAACAAGGCGAACCCAUCACCUACCGCUAUCCACUUCACCGAUGGCACCCUUGUAAAGAUCCUAUUUGACAUGUGCACCUUUUAUAGCGAUGCAGAUGUGUACCUUCGGAGCGUCCAACACUUUCUGCACAGCAAAAUCGAUUUCAGCACCUCCCUACUGCUGCUUUAUGUAUAUUCAGAAAUUAAUCUUCUGAAUGAUAAAAUGAUCACCUUACUAAUUCGUAUCAUUAACAGACAUUAUGUUCAAAACUUUCAAGUGGAAAAUGUGUUCCUCCUCGUAAGGUCCUUCUACAAAAUUUGCCUGAACAGUCAGCACUAUUUCGCGCGCAAAAGGGUGGAUGAUAAAGGGGUGAACGGCGUACAUUAUGCUUCGAAGAUGGAUGUCCAUGCGAAGGAGGCUAACGUGACGACAGGGACUACACCGCUUCUCCCCUCUGAACAGGUAGGAAGCGCCCCAAAUGGAGCAGCCAAUAAUGAUGGGGAAAAUCCCCUUGUGUGUACUAAACUAUCGCUUCUAACUCACAAAAAUGGAAGCACACCUGAGGCAAACGUGCCGGAACAGGGAAGCACCUCAUCUGUACCUCCCCCUCACGUGGAAAGACUAUUUCACAAAAUUGAAAUCCUCGCCGAUAACAUUUUCGUCAAACUUGAAAAAGACUUGCUAAACGGAAACAUACCAACGAAUGAGCGUAACCUUCCUCUGCUGUGCAAGAUGUUGUACUACGCCUCCGUCCUGAGGAGGUUCCCCUUCCUAAAUAGCGUCAUUAAUUUAUUUACAAACAAGGAAAGCUCAGAAAUUGGCGAUUUUAAAAAUAUAUUAAACAUACUGCUUGCCUACUGUUGCGCUAAAAAUAGUGCCCUCUACCUUUGCAAAAUAGACCAAAUGGAUCUUCAAAUGCUCCAUGAAGAUGACGUGACGAAAUUGGCCAUCAAAGACACAGUUCUCACACGUUACAAUUUUAUUAUAAAUAAGAAAAACCUCAAUGGGGAGGUUAAAAAUAUGAUUUAUUUUCUCUUUGCGCAAUGCAGGCUGAAUGAUUACCGAUAUGUGAACGUGGAAGCCAUAAAAUCGUGGCUGAAUUGCUCCUUUUUGAAUAUACACUUGUUGGGAAUGCUCCUCUGCAGUAUUAUGUCGAAGGAGCUAAACGUGAUAACGCGCUUCACUACACAAAGUGGACGUUUAGAUGAAGGGGAAAAGCUAUCCCCUGUGAAGCCCCCCCAUGAGGACCCCCGCAACGAAAUGAGGAACAGCCGCAUAGCUGUAAAAGGGGACACCACCUUUAGAUACACAAAUUUGUACAAUCAAAUAUUACCACACAUCGAUAAACUCAUUUCGAAAUGCGAAAACGUUUACGACAUCACGAGGAUUUUCAACUCGUCGUUUAUUUUUUUAAGCCAUUUUGAAAAACUAAAGGAGGAAAAAAAAACAUGCACAGAAAUUUCACAAAUGUGGAGAAGUAUUAACAAAAUAAUGAACAGCAUAGAAAAAAACAUUUUGCAAAACCUCCACCUGUACAAUAAAGAGUUUGUAAUUCUCCUCUCCGCCAUGUGUAUAUAUAACAACAACUUUUCGUACCUUCCCUUUUCUUUUUUCUUCCAAUAUUUCGACUUGUUCACUUUUAAAAGCCACAUUUCGUACUUAAUUUUGCAAAGUACGGACGAAGAAAUUAAACACAUAGCGAAUGAGGUGUUCGCCCUCACGAAUUAUGGCGGCAGGGGAGGCCGCCACAAAGGAAACGCCACCGGGAAAGAUGCCACCAACAGAGAUACCGCUGAUCGAGAUGCCACCCCCCAGGAGGGGCAAAAUAACGUGGAAUCCUUUUAUUCCCUUCACAUAUCGUGCAUUAUCGAAAGUGUGGGGAGAUCCACCCGGAAUGGCCCAAAUUGGCACCAAAAUGGGGAGAAGCACCUGCAUGGAGAAGAAAAUCUGAACAAUAACAACCUCAAGGAUGACAUCCACCGCAAAGGUACGCAAGAAGGGACCUCCACCAGUCUGACCCCCUUCCAAGCAAACCACAUAAUAAACAUAUACAAACAGCUGGUGCGUAAGAACGACUUUGCAUGCAGCGACAUUUUCAAAAAGGUUAAAGAAAAAUAUUUGCACUCCGCUGAAAUGAACCUCCUCCUGCUGAGGAGCCUUUCUCUGGACGAGCUAAAUGACCUAUGCCUAAGCAUGCUAAAAAAGAAAGUACCAAAUAUUUUUCUCUUCAAAUGGACGCUAAAAAGGAAUUACGAAUAUAUCCAUUCAGAGGGUACCCCCCCCUUAACAUACGACUACAUCGUCAACUUGCUAAACAUUUGCAUAAACCUAAAAAGGUACAACCUCUUCAUGCAGGACACAGUUGUUAGGAACAUCCUUUUGGACAACUCGCACAAAUUCGACACCCUUCCCAGGGUGAAUAAACUGAUCGAGUCGCUGCUUCAGUUAAAGGUAAGAAGCGCUUAUGAUAGCAUCUCAAAUGAGCUGCUACCCAGUGUGAAGAAGGUCUACCGAAGCUACUUCUCAAAUAGCCAACUUCUGGACCUAAACGAGGUCCUAUACUUUAUGUUCCUCCUGUGCAACUUUAACAAGGGCGCAGAUUUUUACUUCACAUUUGAAACCUUCUUGGGGAAGUUUACCCAAAUAGGGGAGAUAAAGGUAUGUCCCAAAAGGAGGUACCAUUUUGGCACCAGUCUAAAUAACACUCUUUUUAUGGCCAGAAAUGUGUACACCUUAAGUGGCGAUAAAAAUGGAAAGCCAGGCCAUUCUGUAAGUGUAAGUACCCCUUUUGAAGAGACGAACAGUUUGAACGACGAAUAUGUAAUACACCUGGGUGAUAGAAGCGCCAAGGAAGGGGGGCACAAAGCAAAGGAUGAAAAAUUCGCCUACACAGGCGAAGUGAAAAGGGGGCAAACAGUGCAAACGGGGCAGAGAACCCCCCCCGUGAUACGCAUGAAGGACCACUCCUUUGUUACGCUUUUCCUACUUUUGGACCUCCUCAAAAAUGAUAGCCAAAUUGAACACCUCAAAGUUUACCAGUUCUGCCUCACGCUGUUUAAGGAUUAUAUAUACCUGCUAAACAAAGAAGUGGUCAUCCAAUGCUUGUACAUUUACUUUUACUCCCAAAUUAAUGAAGAACUGGCAGAAGAACGUAAAAUGGCUGGAGAAAAUAACUCCCCAAAUGAGGACAUACAACACAUCCUCCACGUUUUAAUAACGUUCAGUCAUAACUUAGAUGUGUAUUCAAUUUUAAAAUUGUCUUUUAUCUAUUUUAACUUAUUUAUUUAUGCACGUAAAAAAUAUCACGUCCAGGAAAACGUGAAGAUCCUUUUUGAACAAAUUAACAAGAAAAAAAGUUUUAUCGAAAAAAAUAAUAUGCUGUAUGAGCAGGUGAAGAGGUAUGAGCACGCCCGCGUGGGGGAGUAG